AUGAAAAUUAUAAUUCUUCUUGGAUUCCUGGGAGCCACAUUGUCAGCCCCACUUAUUCCACAACGCCUUAUGUCUGCAAGCAACAGCAAUGAGUUACUUCUGAAUCUUAAUAAUGCUCGGCUUUUGCCACUACAGCUUCAGGACGCAUUUAAUUCAUGGAUUCCUCCUUUCUCUCGGAUUGUACAACAGCAGCAGCGGGCUCAAACUCCUGGACUCUCCCAGUUCUCUUUGUCAACUGUAGACCAGUUUGCCCGAUUGCUCCCAAAUUAUAUACCUUUCCCAGGACAGGUCAGUUUUGCCCAAGGAGCCCAGGCAGGCCAACUGGACCCUUCACAGCCUCAAUCACCACUGCAGACACAACAGGGCCCUAAUCAUGUGAUGCCUUAUGUCAAAAUGCCUCAAGAGCAAACACAGAUGCCUCAAUACUACCCAGUUUACAUGGUCCUACCCUUGGAACAACUUCAACAAACAGUCACAUGGUCACCUCAACAAACAGGGCAGCAGCAAUUUGAGGAGCAGAUACCCUUCUAUAUUCAGUAUUGAUGCAUUUCACAACAAGCACAGCCUCUUACACCAGGAGGACAGCAGCAACUUGCUUUUUAUCCUCUCUUAGGCACAGCUCCUGAAACCGCUGUGAUGCCAGCAGGAGGAGUGAUACCAUAUUUGCAAAAGGAAGUAAUAAACUUUAGGCAUGACAGUGCAGGAGUUUCCAUGCCUUCAACUUCACCAAAACCCAGCACAACCAAUUUUUUCACUACUGCUAUAGACCCAACUAUUACCCCAGAGCUCCCAGAAAAGAAGCUGAAGAACCUAAUUAUCCGAGGAACACUGAGGAUGUGUGGCAGGAAGAAGUCUGAUCUACUCAAAGCUACUCGCAAAGGGUGUCUUAAGAUGAUGGCUUUGAUGCAGCUGAAACCAUCAUUUAUGAAAAUAUUUCUGAAUAAGAUGAAAGUUCUUCUUCUGAUUACAGCCAUCUUGGCAAUAACUGUUGGUUUCCCGGUCAGUGAAAGCGAUGAAUCGUCUGCAGAGAUUUAUGUGCCCCCCUACCGAUAUCCAUUUGGCCGAUAUCCACCACCAUUCCGAAGAUAUCCAUGGAUUAGAAUUUUUUUUCCUGAUUUAAUACCUUUGUCUGACUCUGCAGCUACCCCUCCUAGUGGAAAGUAA
Galeopterus variegatus (Sunda flying lemur) is the source of this 1164-nucleotide messenger RNA. RefSeq names its product odontogenic ameloblast-associated protein-like. NCBI's taxonomy places the organism in Eukaryota, Metazoa, Chordata, Mammalia, Dermoptera, Cynocephalidae. The record is from RefSeq and is a predicted model, not a curated record. The transcript is spliced from 12 exons.